AUGUCUGCUUCGUCCUAUCUUAACGACCAGCACCAUACCGACAGGCUACAAGCAGGAUAUCAACAGGGAUAUUCUGAGCAACAGCAACACCAGCAACAUAAUUAUCAAAUCUAUGGAAAUAAACAGCCGCAUGGCCCGGGCUACGGACAGGGAUACAGUCAUGUAGGAGGAUAUGAGCAGGGUCUCCUAUAUACCCCAGGCGAGCAUGGUUACCAUCCGAACAAUACUGGCUCAGCGCAGGAAUACUAUUACGGCAGUAAUGAACCGUCCUCUUCUUACCAGGGCGUGACACACAUACCUCACGGCGCAGAGCAGCAGCAUUCUCCGUCCGCCGCAAGCCCACUACAUAUGGAGCAGGCAUACACUCAAGUACAAGUCGGAGAGGAUGCUACGCCAGCCGACGGCGAGCGUGGGUUGGGAGGUGGUCUUUUGGGUAGUGUUGCAGGAGUGGUUGCCGGACAUCAAGUGCAUCAUGGUGUAUUGGGGGCUGUGGGUGGUGGGAUUGCCGGGAGCCUGCUUGAGAAUCAUUUCAAGAAGCAGAAGCAUAAACAUGAUGAGCAUGAAGAUGAGUAUGAGUAUGCGUACGAGCAUCGACGCAGAAAUCAUCAUGGCCACCACCAUCACCACCAUCAUCGGCACUCACGACACCGAAGUCAUUCGCGGAAUGGUAGCGGUGGUUCGUCUAAUGGCGAUGAUGGAUUUAGAGAGGAAGAGGGAUAUUACGGGCACUAA
Messenger RNA from Talaromyces atroroseus, 732 nucleotides. RefSeq lists its product as hypothetical. The transcript has 2 exons. The record is from RefSeq and is a predicted model, not a curated record. Bases 1 to 732 code for a protein of 243 amino acids. NCBI's taxonomy places the organism in Eukaryota, Fungi, Ascomycota, Eurotiomycetes, Eurotiales, Trichocomaceae.